GUGUUAUAGUUUUUCAACAUAGGAUUUGAUUCCUUUCCAAAAUCAUGAUGAUGAAUUUCUUCUUUUCUCUGUACCUUUCUCACACUACCCCACCAAUUUUGUGUAUAAAUAGCCAAGAAACCAAACCGUUUUUCUCAAGCCUCAUUUGCUCACAAAGCCUUAUCAAAAAAUCUCUUCUCUUUUCAUUCAUUGACUCACCAAAACCUCUACAAACACACUUCUCUUUUUUUUCUUCUUUUCUUCUUCUCUUUAAUCUUCUUUUUUCCUCUCAUACUUCACUUUUAGUAACAUCCUUAAAUGGUGUUAUUAUCCAAACCAACAACAGAACAAUUCACCUAUGUUAGAAACAACAACAUGUCUACCACAUUUUCAUCAUCAAUUCCUCUUGUUGACCUCUCAAAACCAGAUGCAAAGAAUCUCAUAGUAAAAGCUUGUGAAGAUUUUGGUUUCUUCAAAGUCAUAAACCAUGGAAUCCCUAUGGAAGCUAUAUCCCAAUUAGAAUCUGAAGCCUUCAAAUUUUUCUCUCUGCCUCUAACAGAGAAAGAAAAAGCAGGGCCUGCAAAUCCAUUUGGAUAUGGUAACAAAAAAAUUGGACUCAAUGGUGAUGUUGGUUGGGUUGAAUACCUUCUUCUCACCACCAAUGAAGAACACAAUUUCAAACUUUAUGGAAGAGACAUAGAAAAAUUUAGGUGUUUGUUGAAAGAUUAUAAGUGUGCUAUGAGAAAUAUGGCAUGUAAGAUACUUGAUUUGAUGGCAGAAGGGCUAAAGAUUCAACCAAAGAAUGUCUUUAGCAAGCUUGUGAUGGAUAAACAGAGUGACUCUAUUUUUAGGGUUAAUCAUUAUCCUGCUUGUCCUGAAUUAGCGAUAAAUGGUAAGAAUUUGAUUGGAUUUGGAGAACAUACAGAUCCUCAAAUUAUUUCACUUUUGAGGUCAAACAAUACAUCGGGAUUUCAAAUUUCUCUUAGAGAUGGAACCUGGAUUUCAGUUCCACCUGAUCAUAGCUCGUUCUUCAUCAAUGUUGGUGAUUCUCUUCAGGUUAUGACUAAUGGAAGGUUCAAAAGUGUGAGACAUAGAGUUUUGGCAAAUGGUAUCAAUCCAAGGCUCUCAAUGAUUUAUUUUGGUGGACCACCUUUGAGUGAGAAAAUAGCACCAUUACCUUCACUCAUGAAAGGAAAAGAAAGCUUGUAUAAAGAAUUUACAUGGUUUGAGUACAAGAAUUCAACUUAUGGUUCAAGAUUGGCUGAUAAUAGGCUUGGAAAUUAUGAGAGGAUUGCUGCCUCCUAAAUACAACAAGAGGAUUAUAGUUGUGGUUCAUUUGUCAACACAAAUGGGGAUACAAUAUAUAGAUACACUAUAAUUAAUAUAAAGGGUUUUUAUUUUAUUUUAUUUUAAGUCAUCUUUUUCUUUGUGCUACUUUAAGGUUACAAUUAUAAGUCAUAAUGUGUCAUAGAUUUCUUGUCCAAAAAAAAGGUGUCAUAGAUAUGAAUGGUAUUUAUUCCCCUUUUGCUUCAAUACUCAUGUAAGUACUUUUCUAAGUAAAUGAUGAGGUUGGUUUGUAUUAACAAUAUACCAUGUGCUUCACUUGGGUUUAUCUCUUUUGAAUGUGGACUUGAAUCAACAAUAUAUAUAAGAGUUGGGUUUAUCUCA
Messenger RNA from Trifolium pratense (red clover), 1647 nucleotides. Its product is annotated as gibberellin 2-beta-dioxygenase 1. The transcript is spliced from 3 exons. Bases 298 to 1284 code for a protein of 328 amino acids. The record is from RefSeq and is a predicted model, not a curated record. Gene Ontology annotation, biological process: response to light stimulus; gibberellin catabolic process. Lineage: Eukaryota; Viridiplantae; Streptophyta; Magnoliopsida; Fabales; Fabaceae.